AUGAGUGAAAAUGGAUCAAAGGGAAGGGUCAAGGACGACGGUGGACAUGUCCGGUACCGAGGCGUUCGUUGCCGUCCAUGGGGAAAGUUUGCGGCCGAAAUUCGUGACUCCAAUAAGCAAGGUCAAAGGGUUUGGCUUGGAACUUUCAACACUGCAGAGGAAGCGGCUAGAGCAUAUGAUAGAGCUGCUUACAAUAUGAGAGGUUCAUUUGCAAUCCUUAAUUUUCCAAAUGAAUACAAUAUGCCAGCUCGUGCCGGUUCCGGUGCCACUUCUGCUUCAUCAUCUUCUUCAAGGAAUAACAAUGUGGAAGGAAGAGGAAAACAAGUGUUUGAGAUUGAGUACUUGGAUGAUAAGUUGUUGGAAGAGCUUCUUGAUUUUGAAGAGAAAAGAAAUAAAGGACCCUGAAAU
Molecule: messenger RNA, 408 nt
Organism: Trifolium pratense (red clover)
Lineage: Eukaryota; Viridiplantae; Streptophyta; Magnoliopsida; Fabales; Fabaceae
Product: ethylene-responsive transcription factor ERF096-like
Exons: 1
Coding region: 1-405 (134 amino acids)
Biological process (GO): regulation of DNA-templated transcription; ethylene-activated signaling pathway
Molecular function (GO): DNA binding; DNA-binding transcription factor activity
Source: RefSeq, a predicted model, not a curated record